Gossypium raimondii (Peruvian cotton) is the source of this 1350-nucleotide messenger RNA. RefSeq names its product probable transcription factor KAN4. Lineage: Eukaryota; Viridiplantae; Streptophyta; Magnoliopsida; Malvales; Malvaceae. Bases 177 to 1133 code for a protein of 318 amino acids. The transcript is spliced from 5 exons. Gene Ontology annotation, molecular function: DNA-binding transcription factor activity; DNA binding. The record is from RefSeq and is a predicted model, not a curated record.
GAAAGAUUCAUUUCUUUUUUGCAUUCUUUGUAAAUACAAUAAAAAAAUUUCCCAAUAUUCAUUCCCCUUCUUUGCCUGAUGUAGGUAAAGUCUUCAAUGACUUUCAAACCCUAAUUCAUCACUUUAGUCUUUCACUUUGAUCUCAUUUGCAAACAGCUAAAAACAUCUUGAAAAACAUGGCAAGUGUUGAUACCUUUGAAAAAAACCGCAAUAAUAACAGAGACCUUGCAGACGAGGAAGAAGAAGAGGAGGAGGAGGAGGAGGAGGAGGAUCGUAACAAGAUCAAUUACAAGACAGGAAAUGAAGGAGAGAGCUCAAGCAACAGCUCGGUUGAAGAAACUGGAAAAAAGUCGACCACCGGAUCUGUUCGGCCGUAUAACCGGUCCAAGACGCCAAGACUCCGGUGGACACCGGAUCUCCAUCUUCGCUUUGUUCAUGCAGUUGAAAAAUUAGGAGGACAAGAUAGAGCAACACCCAAGUUGGUUCUUCAAUUGAUGAACAUCAAAGGCCUUAGCAUAGCUCAUGUCAAGAGUCAUCUACAGAUGUAUAGAGGCAAGAAGAUUGAUGACCCCAAUCAAGUUAUUCACAAGAAAGAGAUAGUGUUUCAAAAUGGAGAUCAUCAUCACCAUAUACAUAAACUCAGCCAACUCCCCAUGAGACAAAGUUUCAAUAAUCAAAGUCCAUCUUCAACUUUUAGGUAUGGUGAUGUAAUUUCUUGGAGAGGGAACAACAAUAAAAAUGUAUUGGAUAUGACAAGCAAAGGGUUGUAUUGUUCAGUUGCAACGAGAUUAUUUAGUAGCUGUAACAACUACAAUUCACUUAGCUUUAGUUCACAAAGGCCAACGAUGGGUACCAAUUGCACACCAUUAAAGAGGAAGAUGAUAAGUAGCAUGGUAUCCAACAUUGAAGAUCGUUUAGAUUUGGACUUGUCAUUGAAAGUGACAACAGUGGCUGGUGAAUUUGAUGAAAAGGGUUCAUUAGCUUUGGAUGAUAGUGGUGGUUUGUCUCUUUCAUUGGCUUCGUCUUCAUCAUUUUCAAAGCUUUGUAGAUUGAAUAAGGAAGUAAAAUAUGGGGAUGGCAAUAGGAAACAAGAGGUAAGGACAAUGGCAAGUACUCUAGAUCUCACUUUAUGAAUACGAGGGUCCAUAAUAUAUUGGUAGUGAGAUAGUCAAGUAUUUUAGUCAAAAUAGACUUUUCGAAGAGAAUUCAGGUUCAAACUUUUGAAAAUGAAAUUGUUCUGAGGGACAGUUUUGGACCCUGAACCUUUAAUUCAAGGAAGAAAAAUCAAUGUGUCAUAGAUAUUGUCUAUUAAUGUAAAUCAAUGUGAGCACAAAGGUGAAUAUUAGUCCA